Messenger RNA from Daphnia carinata, 2177 nucleotides. RefSeq lists its product as uncharacterized. Gene Ontology annotation, molecular function: protein binding. Lineage: Eukaryota; Metazoa; Arthropoda; Branchiopoda; Diplostraca; Daphniidae. The transcript has 7 exons. The coding region runs from base 527 to 1828 and encodes 433 amino acids. The record is from RefSeq and is a predicted model, not a curated record.
GAGAGCUGGUGUGGUAAAGAGAUCGUGCACCGCCAUCUAGUGACAACCCAUAUUCCAAGAAUUAAGGCACCACCCACUGAGGGCGGAACUAAUUCCGAUUCGGACUUGCUUUAUAUUCUUCAGUGCGCAUUAGAAAACAGUCAUUCUGUCAGGGUUCCUCAGCUACAAGAAAUAAAUCUUUCUACAGCAGCUCAAUCCAUGUCCUUAUUUGGCUCGCUUCAUACGCAGUUAAACUUGAAAUAUCUUCGCCUGUUUUCUCAAGUGGUGCUGAAAAAGUGGAUGGCAUUUAAAGGUCAAAAGGUAGAAAUUAAAAGAAUCGAGGUAACCAAAGGAACAGAUCUAUCAGUAGGCCAUCAGUUUAAAAUUUUACCGGAGUUAGAUCAUCCAAAUGUCAUCCACCUUUUCUCUGUGAAGAUAACAACGACUUUAGGUACUAUGCAUAAGAAUUGUGUGUCGCCUCGUUAGAUCAGCUAUUCCUGAAGUCAGAUGAAAUUUCGACCAUAUAAUUCACAAUAAUCCUAUCAACAUGUCAAAAACGGAUCGCAAAUUGCGUUACUACUCGAGCAAAGAUAAUAUUUUGAGAAACAUAUCGAAAAAUGAUUCUGGAACAAAGGUGAUAUCGAAGAAAGUCGUCGGUCAACAGAAACCCAUCAUCGAUAAGUUUGCUGGAUAUGAAAAUGAAUUGCUUCAAUUAUGUCGAUCUGGUACUCGAUCGGAUCUAACGGAGCAGAUCCAAUACUUAAUUAAUUUGGGAAUCAACUUGAAUGCAAAGGACAGCGAUGGAAAUAAUGCGCUCCAUCUUUUGUGUCGCUACCGCUACAGUUCAAGCGAAAAAUUAAUCGGCGCAGUUAAACUCUUAAUCCAACAUGGAAUCAACGUGAGCGCAAAGGACAAGGACGGAAGGAACGCGCUUCAUUAUUUGUGUCAACACAGUUCACGCUCAGACUUAAGUGAAGCAAUUCGAAUCUUCAUCGAGAACGGGAUCGACGUUAACGAAAAGGACAACGAUGGAUGGAAUGCGCUCAGAUUCUUAAGCAGAAACAGCAUGGAUAAACAUUUGAAAUUUGACGUCUUAAGAUUUUUAAUCCGAUAUGGUGCGCAGGUGCAUAGCGAAAAUGAGGCGAGUGCCAAUUUGUAUAAAGUCUUCUUCAAAGAAAACGAAAAUUAUGGGAAAAAAUGUCUUGACUUUCUAGCAGAGGAGGAAAUCCGUUUGGGAUGGCACGAUGCAUGUGAACAUUGCCAACAAAUACUGUUAAUUGGGGAAAGUCCCCGAGCACGAUUGCGGCACCACCAAAUGUUUAGCAGCUGCUACCUAGUGUUUCAUACUCUCAUGGAAGAAUUAGAAAAAUGGGCAAAAUCAAAAAAAAAAUCUGAAGAAUCAAAGCUGGAUGUAAAGAACCCAACAAAAUGGCUACGUGAAAAAGCAGAAGGGUGCCAGCAAAAUACAACUGACAAAAGCUACAAAGAGGACUUUGGAGUAAUGGCUGAUGUCAGUGAACAAGUCAAAGACGGAAGCGACUCAAGUCAUUUUAACUGUGAAAACUAUGAAAGCUAUUUAAGAUCCAUGUAUUCGGUCGCAGUAAUGACAGACUCAAAAGAGUCCAUGGAACAUAUCAAAUGGUUUUAUCUUUUACCUUUUGAUUUUCCUAUUGAUUACAGCAAUGAUGAGGGAUCAGUCAAAGAAGCCAAAAUUGAAUGGGACAAAACGCUUUUUAGCUGGGCUCACAAGGAAACUGACAAAGAUUAUGGGAAGUUUAUGGCAGAGGAUGCGAACGAGGGCUUUUUCAUGCCGAAAGAGUUCAAGUACAAGUGUCAUGGCGAGCUUUAAUUUAAUGUACUUUUGGGCGUAAGCUUAGGAAUAGAGUUCAUGCCUAAACUAAUCACAUAUCCCAUAUCUAGUUAGCAUUUCUUAUGCGUAUUGGUAUAAUAUAGAUUUGGUAUACACAGUUUAGUAGUAUAACACUGUUUAAAGAGCACAUCUGUGUCUCAAGUUUAUGGACAGCAUCUAUUUCGUUGGAAUAUUAAAUAAACGCUUAUUACGGCUCAACCAAAUACAAGCCAAAAAAUGUCUUCGGGUUAUGGGGCUUAGCAAGUUCAGUGUUGUUAUGUACGGAGCAUUUGAUUCGCAUGGAAAUAAAAUGAAAACACGUUCUGUUACUAUAUGAUCCUGACACUGC